AUCAUCAUGCAGAGUCUCCCUUUCACUUUUGCACUGCUGCCUCUCGCAGUGCUGAUUGCCCAUGGAGCCCCCUGCGUCAGCCACCUGGAAGACGCCUCAGACACCUCUGGGGAUGGCAGCCUCGACCCGACGUCUAGGAAUCUGGAGCAUCUUUCGGCAGUUCUCGUCUGCCUGAUCGGCAGUCUCCGUGAUGAGCACUUUGCGAAAAAUUGGCCGCAAGAAAGCAUGUCGUCGUACAAGGACCACAAAAUCACAAUGCCUUACCUGAACGUGGAGGACGGCUGUUUUUCUCUUAAAUUCAACAAAAAAAGGUGUUUGAGUGGGAUUGCGAGCAAACUGCAGCUGUACAGACCCUACCUGGAUUUUGUGAAGAUAGAGAAUCCGGGAUCCAGCAAGGUUGAUGACGUUAUCUCCAGGACAGACACCUUAACUCGCAGUAUAAAAGAUAAACUGCCGAAGGUGGAGGAGUCGGACUCGAGCUCGCAGGGCGCGCUCCCGACGCUGCCCUCCGACAAGACCGAGUGGGAGCGAAAGAUCACGGUGCACGUGAUUCUCAGGGAGCUCGGCGUCUUCAUGGCGGAGACGCACAGGGCCGUCCGCUUCAUCAAUCGGCGCCCGUGAAGAAGACUCCGGGCUCAGACAUACCGCGGACAGAAGGACCGAACUACUCUCUAAAAUAACAUAGUGAUUUGCAGCACGAGGCACAGAGUAGUCAUUGAAUCGCGGGGUAUGUGCAUACGAAUAACUGCUGGAAAAAGCAGUGACAGAGUUUUUCAAAGCUAACUGACGAAGUUAACAAGGGACUUGAAUUUUUUUUAAUUAUUUAUUCAUUACGAGCGAUGCGGUGCGAUGAAACGGUCUGACAGGUGCGUGUGUGCUCGGGUAGAUCGACGGCAGGGGACGGGUCGUGGAGACCCUCCUCUCCUGCUCACUGUGACACCUAUAUGUACAAAAACUGUUGGAAAGGUCAGUUGAUUUUUGUAAUCAAUAAUUUAUUUUUAUACAUGGAUGCAUUUAUAUAUUUAUGUAUUUAUUUAAAUUAUUUUUUUUUAAGUACAGUCGGCUGUAUAAAAUUGAUAAAAACUUGAAAAAAUGUAUCGGUGGGUAAUAAGCUAAUGUGACUUUGUGAGCACAGGACGGGCAUCUUGAUCUGUGGCCUGUAGAUGUUGUCCUUCUCUGUACCCCUGAUCGGACGGUUUGAGCCUUUGCUGGUAGAUGAUUUUGAUUUCUGUGGGCCCUUAACCCUCAAACUAUGGUGGGAAAGAUGAAGAAGAGAAGAAUUCCGAUGUUUCUGUACUUGCACUUGA
Molecule: messenger RNA, 1307 nt
Organism: Paramormyrops kingsleyae
Lineage: Eukaryota; Metazoa; Chordata; Actinopteri; Osteoglossiformes; Mormyridae
Gene: il6
Product: interleukin 6 (interferon, beta 2)
Biological process (GO): cell differentiation; immune response
Cellular component (GO): extracellular region
Molecular function (GO): interleukin-6 receptor binding; cytokine activity
Source: RefSeq, a predicted model, not a curated record